CAUUAUAAGAAACAAUGAGUAAUUAUUCCGAUCCCCUUGGUUUUACCAAACAAACAGCCACUUUGUUGCGUGGUUUGGGUGCAUCUGAAUUAAUAGUAGAAUGCAAAAAAAGAAAUAUAUCAACGGAUGUAUUACACGAGCUUACUGUACAAGAUCUAAUGAUGUUAGGCGCUAAUCGUAAAAAGGCUGAAAAGUUAAGAAAUUGUUUAAACGUUAGGAAAAGAAGAUCCAACAUCGUAAUAACAAAUGAUGAGGACAGGAUCGAACAUUUUCUUGAUAUAAUCAAACAAGGAGAGCAGCAGUUCUGUUUGAUACAAGCAUUUAUAGCGUAUUGUCGAUUGAGACUUGUUAAGGAAAGAAUUAAUAUUUUUGUCGAUCCCAACAAGUGUUCGAGUGCUUCUAAGAUAUUACCUGUCGCUGUUGCCGCAACAUUGACAGAGUUGGAAGAAGCAAAUAAGAACAUUUCCGAACUCGAGGAAUUGAUUUUAGGGCUCAGUCGUAAUAAGAUGGACGGUGGAGCGUACGGUGGAGGAAAGGCAGGAGCCCCUUUCGACCCUAUUGCCUUUAUCCAAAGGCCUCAAGUCAUUUUAAGAGCCGUAUGUCUGCUCUUCGCGAUAAUCGUGUUCGGAUGCAUAAGCAACAAGGGAUACAUAGAAAAGCCAGACGGAAAAGACGUUUGUCUUUACAACGGAGAUCACAACGCUUGUAAUUACGGGAUAGGAAUCGGAGUCCUCGCCUUCCUCGCCAGUAUCGGAUUCCUUGCUGGCGAAUAUCUUUUCGAACAGAUGUCUUCUGUUAAGACCAGGAAGCAUUUCGUCCUGCUCGAUUUAGGGUUUUCUGGCUUUUGGGCAUUCCUUUACUUCGUCGGAUUCUGUUACUUAACCAAUGCUUGGAACAAAUCGGAGACGCCGGAAAACAAUUACGGAGUGAACAACGUUCAAAGCGCUAUCGCUUUCUCCUUCUUCUCCAUUUUUACCUGGGCUGCCUGUGCCUGGUUCGCCUUCCAAAGAUUCAAGCAAGGUACUGAUGCUGCGUUCGCACCGAGUUACGAAGCGGAUCCUGUUGGUGGGACAGGAUACACAAGUUAUCCUGAUGCGACUGAUGCCGGUUAUCAAGAACCACCAUUCGGUCAACAGCAACAGCAGCAACAACAACAGCAACAACGGAUGCCCGAUUUUCGAGCACCGGCUUACUAACUCUCUCAAACAUAGUCUAUCACUAUUGGUAAAGCGAAAUUUCUAUUAACCUGCGUUUACGAAAACAUUCUACGUUCGAUGUCGAAACAUUAUCGCUAUAAUAAUCGGAAGAUAUAAAAUUGAUCAUCCGUUCUAAAUAAUGUUGAGUUAAUCCUCCUCGCGCGCGCACACACACACUGACCUAAAAAAUGUUAUUUGACAACAUUUUUUAUGAUAACCUUAAUUUAGAAAGUUCGUACAUGUUAUAGGAAUUUCGUGGAAUUUUUUUUUAACAAGUAUCGUUUACCAAAAAAUGUAUCGUUCGUGAAAGACCAUCCGUGUUUACAGUUUCAGGGUACCGUAAAAGCGUUCACGGUUUAAGAUUUAAGAAUAUUAACUUCAUAUAAUUGAUCUUUAUUUCAUUAAUAUCUAUACAACUAUGUUAUAUCGUUGAAUCUUCUUCUUUAUCUUUAAAAGUGUAAAAUUAAUUCUACGCUUUGUAUUAUCUUUUUAGACACAACGCAAGAAAACGAUAGGAAAACAGAAGACAGAAGCUCUGCGAGGAAACUUUCAAUGAUAGAGCAAUGUCGAUAGAGUAAGUUUUCAUAGUAACAUAACUAGUGGAUGAAAGAGAGAGAGAGAGGAGAGAUGAGUAAACGAGGGGAAUAGAAAAGUGGGUAAACAGGAAUAAUAUAAAGAGAGAGAGAGAGAGAGAGAGGAGAACAAGGAAGAGAAUGUACGCGUGUGCGAAUACGUAUGUGUGUAUACGUGUAUGACUGUGACAAAAAGAAAAAGAAAAAAAAAAUAGAAGGAA
Messenger RNA from Bombus pascuorum, 1989 nucleotides. It is a transcript of the gene Syngr, whose product is annotated as synaptogyrin. The coding region runs from base 15 to 1196 and encodes 393 amino acids. Gene Ontology annotation, cellular component: neuromuscular junction; synaptic vesicle membrane. The transcript is spliced from 7 exons. The record is from RefSeq and is a predicted model, not a curated record. NCBI's taxonomy places the organism in Eukaryota, Metazoa, Arthropoda, Insecta, Hymenoptera, Apidae.